AUGAUGAUGGGUUGGAAGAAGUCCUUAGGGCUGGCGGCCGUUGCGUUGCCAGCCCUUGUCCAUUCGUUUGCACCUACCGAUUCUACACAGGAUGCCGAUCCUCCUCAAUCCGGCUAUCUACCUAAUCAUAAUAUGGAUCCCAAGCUAGUAGCCUCCUCACUAGCUAUGGGAUGGAAAUUGACCUUCAACCUCAAUGAAGUCUUUUAUGCCAAGCCACUGGUCUACACGCCUCCUGGAGCACCAAAUGAAUAUGUUAUUACGGUGUCGAAUCAAAACAAUGUUCGCGUGCAUGAUGGGUUGACGGGUACUUUGAUCAAGAUGCGGACCCUGGAUCCGCCAUUCGCUUCCAGUGAUGCCAACUGUGGUGAUAUGCCGAAUACGAUUGGUAUUGCUGGAACACCAGUCAUCGAUACUGCUUCGGAUACCAUGUACUUCUUUUCGAAAGGGUAUAAGAAUGGUCAAGCUGGACCGCAGGGAGCCAUCAACGGCGUGUACAAGAUGUAUGCUGUCAAGCUUCCGGGUUUGACAGACGUGCCUGGAUUUCCGGUUGUCAUCGAUGGCCAUGCUGCUAACAAUGACCGCACUCGCUACUUUGUAGGAGGUACCAUCCUGCAGAGACCUGGACUUGCCAUGCUUGGCAAUACCAUCGUAGCUGGGUUUGGUGGUCAUUGUGACAGAUUCAACUACACAGGAAUGCUGGUUGCUGUCAGCAAGACGGCCGGAGUUGGUGUUACAAAUAUCCAGGCAAUGCAAGCUAGUCCUGGUGCUCCAUCGCCACAGGAGCUCGACAUCAAUGAAGAAGGAGGUGGAAAAGCCGGCAUUUGGCAGGGAGGCAUGGGAAUUGCUGCUGAUAUUAACCGAGUGUUCUUCAUCACUGGAAAUGCUCGUGGAGCUGGACAGAAUGGAGGAGCAAAUGGCGCUCCAGCAAGUGGCAAGACUUAUCUCAGCACUCUCGAGCAGGCUGUCGUUAACAUGGGCGUCAAUCCAAGCACGGGUGAACUCAAGCAGCAAGAUUAUUUUGAGACAUACGCAUACGACAGUAACAAUGGAGGAGAUACCGAUUUUGGAUCUGGAGGCUUGGCUUUGCUUGACCCAAACGUCUUUUACGGCACAGGUGUAAGCAGAAUUGCAAUUGGCGCAGGCAAAGAUGCAAAGAUGUUCAUCAUGAAUGCGGACAAUCUUGGUGGAUUCGCAGGAGGAAAGGCAGGUGCUGAUAAUGUCCUCCAAACAAUCAAUGUUAGCAAGCAGGUCCUCAGCGGCAUCGGAAGCUACCCACUCGAGGGAGGAUAUGUCUACAUCAACCCUUCUGGUAUGGGUCUGUACGCGUACAAAUUCAGUCGCGAUGGAAAUGGGAAACCGGUGUUCACACAAGCUGGAGUAUCGGACCGAGUAUUUACUAGCAAAUCCGUCCCAACAGUGACAAGUAACAAUGGAGCUCCAGGAUCUGGCAUUGUUUGGCUAACAGACGUCAAUUGGGGUCUUCAAGCCUACAACGCAAUUCCUGUAAAUGGGGUAAUGACUCCAAUCGUAUUUCCAACCACGGCCGCAACUGGAGGUAUCACGAAGUUUCAACGGGCUGUGUUCGGAGAUGGGCGAGUGUAUACUGUCAGAGCAACCUCACUCAUGAUGCUUACUGGCGGAGGCGUCAAAGCAAACCAACCUUUGACUUGUGCUCCUAAUCCAGUUGCUUUUGGCAAUGUCAUGACCGGACAGACGUCGACCCUUCAAAUUAAGUGUACCGCGAACACAGCAAUCACCAAUCCGAAGUGCAACAUCACGUCACCAGUUUUCAAGUGUCCAACAACCGCUCUGCCUACUACUGUGGCUUCUGGAACAUCGUUCACCUUUGGAGUCACAUUUGACUUGACUUCCGCAGCUAUUUUGGCAUGGCAGAACGCAAAUGGAGGCAACCAGCUUCCACCUGGCACACAGGGCAGUAAUCUCAACGUUUAUACGACCACAGCUGCUUCUGGCUACCUACCUGGUGUUGUGGUGCCAAUGUCUGGGACUGUAGUCGCUUCCGGCGGAUAUCUAACAGUCAACCAAACCGUAGCUUCAUUUGGUGGGGUAUAUAUCGGAGGCCAAGAGCCUUCACAAGCUACGAAAUCGGUCCUCCUGUCCAACAAAGGAAGCGCUGCUCUGGUUUUCAAGGGAUUUGCGUGGCAAGAUUACUACGCUGAUGGAAUGCCUUACCACAACGUUACUUUGCCAAUUGUCGGAAACGGAUAUACCUCGCCAACAUUUCCUGCUAUUGGGACCACAUUGGCAGCAGGAGCAACUCUUACCAUUCCUUUGGUGUUCAAGCCGAGCGCCACCGGAAUCUGGGCUUCCUAUCUCACAUGGUGGAGUGACGGAGGAUACACCACGUUGUUGAUGCAGGGUAUCGCUGAACCAGGAGCUGCUGUUUCAUCUUCCACAAGCAAAUCAUCAUCCUCAACUUCAAAGCCUCUGACUUCGACAUCGAGCACAAAGGUUUCUACAAGCACAUCUCAGCCUAGCUCCAGCACUUCGAAGCCAAGUACAAGCACGUCGAAGCCAUCAUCGGUCAGUACAAAGCCAACCACCAGUACCUCUGCACCAACCUCGACCAAAUCAUCAGCAGCCCCAACAGCUACAGGGCCUGCAAUCAAGCCAACGGUCGGCAAUUAUAACGUCCAAGGUUGCUGGACCGAGUCGACGACUGGCAGAGCCUUGAACAAGAAGACUUAUGCAAACGAUUUAAUGACACUAGAGAUGUGUGCGACUUUCUGCUCUACCGCCCCAGGGAACACGAUGUUCGGCGUUGAGUAUGGUCGUGAAUGCUACUGUGGCGAUGUUUUGAGUGCAGGAAGUGUCAAGGCAGACAACCAAGCCGAUUGCAACUUUUUGUGCCCAGGCGAUCCGCUCACCUACUGCGGAGCUGGAAAGAGAUUACAGCUUUACAGUCUUGGGGCCGCUUCAUCUUCCAGUACAAUUAAGUCAUCAUCAUCGGUUGCGACUUCAAGAUCAAGCACAUCUGUUUCGACUGCAAAGCCAAGUUCCAGCACAAAGUCGUCAUCUCCAACAUCGUUUUCAACAUCCACAAAAGCCACUUCAACCUCGAAACCUGCAAGUUCUACCUCCUCGUCGGCUUUACCUUAUGUCACACCUCCUGCUCCCAAACAGGUUGCGUAUACCUGGAGUAUUGGAUGGGUACAAGCAUCCCCAGAUGGGUUCUCUCGCCCAAUGAUCGGCAUCAAUGGUCAAUUCCCCUGUCCUCCCCUCAAAGCCAACAUGGGGGACACUAUCAAGAUCACCUUGACAAACAACCUGGGAAACCAAAGUACGGCUAUCCAUUUCCAUGGUAUCUUCCAGACCGGUACUGCAUAUUCCGAUGGACCUGCCAUGGUCACUCAGUGUCCAAUUCAACCUGGCGGUACGUUCGUGUACGAGUUCAAAGUAAAUCAACCAGGCACCUAUUGGUUUCAUUCUCAUGUCGGGGGCCAAUACAUUGAUGGUCUCCGCGGACCUCUCAUCGUCAACGACGUCAACGCGCCAUACCGUGGUAUUGACACGGAAUACACACUCACGCUAAGCGAUCUUUACCACACAGAAGCGCCGCCCUUGAUCAACUACUACCAAUCAACUGAUAAUGCCAACCAGAACAACGGCGCGGAGCCGGUACCUAAUUCGGGACUUAUUAAUGAGGCUCAGAAUGGCAAUUUCCCGAUGGUCGCUGGCAAGAAAUACCUAUUCCGGAUCAUCAACAUGGGAGCUUUUGCGCCGUUUUAUCUGCAAUUCGAUGGCCAUGAUAUGACUGUCGUGGAAAUCGAUGGCGUAUAUACAACACAGAAGACCGUCAGCCAAUUAUUCAUCACUGUUGCCCAACGAUACAGUGUGAUAGUCACUGCGAAAUCGGAUAGUACCAAGAAUUUUGCUAUUAAAGCAUCAAUGAGCACGGACAUGUUCAAUCCUACGAUUAUCCCUGCCACUUUCAAUACAGAAGUCUCGGCUUAUCUCGUUUACAACUCGGCUGCACCACUUCCUGCGCCUCUCACUAUCAACCCACUUCCUUUUGACGAUUCGAUCUUUACACCAUACGACCAGCAAGCGGCUCUCGAGCCCGUCACUAUGCCAAUUGAAAUGACCAUCAGCUUUGGGACCAAUCAGAAUGGGCAAUUCCGUGGCUACCUCAAUGGGAUCGACUAUAUCCCACAGAAGGUCCCCACCCUGUACACAGCCAUGAAUGCCCCGCUUACCCAAGUCAACAACCCAUCCAUCUACGGUGCCAAUACCAACUCUUACGUUCUUCCGCUUAAUGCAGUGGUGGAACUCACUUUACAGAAUCACGAUUCUUUCGCCCAUCCUUUCCAUCUCCAUGGCCAUAAUUUCCAAGUUAUUUCUAGGACAUCUGGAGGACCAGACUUCCCUAUCAACAUUCCCGCAGGAGCACCGAUGCGCCGUGAUACCGUCCAAGUCAUGUCUGACGGCUCAGUUACCAUCCGCUUCAAGGCUGAUAAUCCCGGUAUCGCGCUUUUCCAUUGCCACAUUGAGUGGCAUGUUGAAGCAGGAUUGACGGCAACUUUCAUUGAAGCUCCAACUGAGCUGCAAGCGGCGAAACUGUAUAUUCCAGUCAGUCACAGAGAUGUGUGUGAUAUACAGGGUAUUCCGAGGAAGGGCAAUGCGGCGGGUAAUUCGAAGAACUACCUGGAUCUAAGUGGUGCCAACAUUGUUGCUGAUACAGACAUGUGGGGUGCCCUUGUCACGAAGCCCACAAGUCCAGCUGCAGCAUACCCACUCGGCUGA
Messenger RNA from Cadophora gregata, 4764 nucleotides. RefSeq lists its product as uncharacterized. Gene Ontology annotation, molecular function: copper ion binding; ferroxidase activity. Gene Ontology annotation, biological process: cellular response to iron ion starvation; reductive iron assimilation. The coding region runs from base 1 to 4764 and encodes 1587 amino acids. The transcript is spliced from 18 exons. The record is from RefSeq and is a predicted model, not a curated record. Gene Ontology annotation, cellular component: high-affinity iron permease complex. Lineage: Eukaryota; Fungi; Ascomycota; Leotiomycetes; Helotiales; Ploettnerulaceae.